Pseudomassariella vexata is the source of this 729-nucleotide messenger RNA. RefSeq lists its product as uncharacterized. The annotation marks the transcript as partial. NCBI's taxonomy places the organism in Eukaryota, Fungi, Ascomycota, Sordariomycetes, Amphisphaeriales, Pseudomassariaceae. The record is from RefSeq and is a predicted model, not a curated record. The transcript has 5 exons.
GACGUCUACGUGGCCAUGCCGGUGACGCUCGUCGCAGCGGCAGUGGCACUUACGUGCCGGCUGGUGGCUCGGAGAACGACUAGGGUCCCGUUUUGGUACGACGACUAUCUCUCUAUUGUAGCUUUUGUGAACAUACACCGACCAGUCGAAACAACUUUUCGUGAUACUAAGCUGUUCCUCUUCAUGCUACAGAUAUUUUACGCCUACUCCCUAGGCUUCUCCAAACUUUCCAUCCUGUCACUUUACUGGCGGCUGUUCAAUCUCUUCAGUAUUAGGACGCCCAUACUCGUUCUGAUGGCAUGCACGUUGCUGUGGUUACUCUGCCGGACCUUUCUCGGGGUUUUUCACUGCUGGCCUGUCCAGGCUUUUUGGGAGCCCUCGAUACCGAAUUCGAAGUGCCCCAUUGACGACGCCAAGUUCAUGUUCUGGACAGUAUUGGUUCAUGUCUGCCUCGAUGUCUCGAUAUUUGCGCUGCCGGCGGUGCAAAUACGGCAGUUGCACAUGUUGCGGACUUCUCAGAAGAUUGCCGUGUGUUCUAUGUUCGCAUCGGGUGCUUUCGUCUGCAUCGUCUCGAUAGUCAACGUGACCCAACUGGGUGUCUUUCUUAACGACAGCAACUCUGCAGAAGUGCUGUACACCACCGCGCCGCCAGCCUUAUGGGGUGCCAUCGAAGUUAACAUGGCGAUUGUUGCAAUUUGUCUGCCGCUAUUACGUCCAAUUAUCACCAAG